UGGUGGUGUAAUGUUGUACUUAUAAUGCUCGAUUUUCCAUUUCCAGACACAGUACAUUGCCUGGACAUGGGUCCUAUUUUUAAUAUUUCAUAAUUUCAGACAGUGUAAGCCUGUCUUGAUAAUUUGAUUGACUUGAAGAAAAUCCUGAAAGUUGUUGACAUCCAUGACAAAGUUUGAUAUUAUGUAUUAUUAGAAUAUUGCCAAUGAACCAAAUCAAACCAAGUAGUAAAGGGGAACUCUGAACUGCGAAUCUGCUGGAGCCGACGGGAGUUUGUAAUGUGUAAUGUGUAUGUAGCUUUAAUGGAGGCCCAGAUGCUCUUCAUGGCCCCACUAGUAGCGUAAUCCCGCCAUGAUCAUGACACUCGUCAAAAUGGUUGGAUUUCUCUACGCUUAGUCAUACAUUUUAAAUCAAUUGUAUGAAAACCCGGAGCCAAUCUCAAACUUUAUUUUCCGACGAUGUUAAUCAAUCAUCGGACAUCGUAACAGAUUGUGUUACAUAACAGGAAAACAGUUUAACUUCCGCCAAGUCAGAUUUUGCGACAAGUCGUCAGAAGAAGUCGCCGGCGCCAGAAGGAGCAGACCGAUGGCUCCCGUCGUCCAGCGUUAACUUAGUAGAAACUGUUUUAAUUUGACAGCCAAUUUGUGCUAUGUCUUCGGGAAUGACUGGACAAACACCGUGCCUAACCAGCCGAUGGGAUAAGACAGCCCAACCUAAACAAAGUGUAGAAGUGAGGCAGCAGAGGAGUAGUGAAAAUGCGGCCCACUCGUUAUCAGGAGUCGUCGGCGCUGCUGGUUCAAACAGCACAGCUUCCCAGCCGCUACAGACGGGAGAAAAGCCAGCGCCCCAGGGUGGAGUUGAACUGGCCGCGGCCAUGGCUGCUAAAAUAAAUGCCAUGUUAAUGGCAAAAGGAAAGCUGUUGACUCCUCCACCGUUACUUGCAAAGUCUGUCCCAAAUGUUUCCGUGGCAUCCGCCACAGAAGAAAUGGCGGUCACAGAGGUCGACAUAAACGAUGUGCCGCUAAAUUGCAGGGACCUUCUUACUAAAGGCAAAACACAGGAGGAGAUUCGACAGUUUAGUGGAUCGGUCGUCUCAACGAGAGGUCAUUACAUGCCUGAUGCUGCAAAGAGAAAAGCAGGACAAAGAUCUUUGUAUUUACAUGUCCAGGGAAAGAACCAGGAGCAGGUCAACAAGGCUGUGCUGAGGAUAAAGGAGCUCAUCUCCGAGGACCUGCUGAGGGCCUCGGCCGCAUCAGGACAGCAGAUGCCCGCUAUGCCUCCGCUCACACUCUACCCUCAGCCUCCUCGCCUCGUCAACUCCUCACCCGUGCCACGGAUGCCCAACACCAACUCGGUGCCAGGACAUCGGCCUGCCGCUCCUCAUUCGGGGAGUUUUGUGCACACAAAGAUUUUUGUGGGCCUGGACCAGACGUUCCCCUUCUUCAAUGUGAACGAAAAGAUCGAGGGUCCGGGAGGUUCAUACCUGAGUCACAUCCAGACAGAGACAGGGGCUCGAGUCUUUCUCCGGGGAAAAGGUUCCGGCUACAUUGAACAAGCAUCCAAACGAGAGUCUUUUGAGCCUCUUUAUGUCUACAUCAGCCACCCAAAUUCCACUGGAUUGGAGUCUGCGAAGAAACUCACCGAGAGUCUGCUGGAAACUGUGAGAGAUGAAAACGCCCGUAUGGUGACAAACUACACAGCCACCGGCUCAACACAACCAUACGCAGCACAUGGAUUUCCACCUAAUAGCAAUUACUCUAGCCAGGGGUCCUGGUAUAAUGGGUAUGCUGGCGGCUAUUCAGCGUACUCAGGAGCCAGUGGUUAUUGGAGUAAUGCAAAUGGUCCCUCAAGUCAUUCUAACAUGUCGACAAACCCUCCAUCUUCUCAGGCAAUGGUUCAGUAUCCGGUGUGUCCUAGGAAACCGCAUCCCUAUCUCGUCCAGGACCCUGGCAGCAGUGAGACGGUGGAGCCUGAAGGAGCGAUAAACACCCCCCCUGACUCGGGAAGUCCCAGGCGUCAUUUCCAGGAGGGGGCUAAGGAAGAACAGCCUCCCAGCAGAUCUCCAGAGGGUCCUGCUCAUCAAGAGUCUGCACUUCCUGCCUCCAGUGUUGGAGAGGAGAAAGUAGUACAAAGGAUUCUGAUGCCUCCUCCGCCGCCUUUCUUUGUGGCUCCUGCCCCCGUUGCCCGCAAAAGGCCAAGACACGCGGUGACAGAAGAUCCGGUUGGUGUGCCUGGCAUCGCCGCGUCAAUGGCUGUUCAGGAGGAGGUGAGCAAGAAGAAGACUAAAGUGGACGAAGAUGCAUCCGGGCUUGUGCCCUACGGAGGAGAUUCCUCCGAUGAAGAGGAGGAGAGGACACGCAGCAGUAAGACUGAUCACUCAUAGCCCCUGCCCCAUCCAUCCCCACUGUCCAGGAUACCCACAGACCCAAAGCCUACUUUCAGUAAAGCAACACAACUCAAACCCCAUAAAAGGAAAAAUCCACCCUCAUAUUUUCAAACACUGUUUAAGGACUAAACCAGUGUUUUGCCGUGUUUUAACCCCAUUUAGUUCAGAGAACAAAUAUCUUAUUGCUGUCUAUUUUCCAAGCCACGUUUGACUUUUUUUUUUUUUCACUCAUCACCGAAGGGUGUUUUGGGACACCUUUUCACAAAUGUCUGGUUCCACUUGAUGUACUGACAUCAAUGUUUAGGACUAAAGACGUGUGACCAUGCUUCAUACACUGUCAGGUUGACAAUCAAUACGAACAUUACAGCAUCGUUGUCAACGGGCAGAAGAUGCAAAAAAACACUGGACUAGUCUUUGAAUUAUCACCAGUUUCUGAUGUUUGGUGCUUUCCUGGACUCUUAUGGGGGAAAGGUUUUUAUUUACUUAUUCUGGUGUAGCUUUUGCUUUCUAUUCUAUUUAUUUUUCUCCCCAUGGGAAAAUUUAAAUCUAUGCCCAUUUAUAUAGCAGCUGUUAAAAUAGAGGGCCUGCCAACUAGGCAUUGUGCAUGCGUGUGUAGCCACAUGACUUAAGAUGCCGCACAACUUGUGGCGUCCUGCUAAUUGGGACAUUUUGAGGAACAAGUCGUUUUUUUUUUUUUGGGUACUGUUUUUCUCCCUUGUGUUAUUACGGACUUGGUAGAAGCCCUUUUUUAUUUUCAGGUUCUGACUCUAUAACAUGCACUUAUUAAUGUCUUAAAUGCAGAAACAUCUUCCGUUAACAAAAUAUAUUUAACUAUUCACUUUUAACAGUGUGGAGGUAUUCAGGGUGGGUUCUUCCUUUUUAAGAUGUGAAUACAAUUGAAUAAUGUCUCCAAAGGGAUUUUUAUUAAAACUUUUUUUCAUUUUCAAAAGCGUCUUGUUGAUACAAAUACAAUUCCCUUCUAUCCUGUCUGAAUUCAAACACUUGGUCUGCUGCAGUUACUGAUAUUAUAAAUACAUAUUGUAAAAUUCAGUGAAAUGUUUUUCUUAUCUUGGAAAAUGGUGUCUGCCUGUUCCCAUGGAAUACUAUAAUAAAAACACCUGAAAGUC
Messenger RNA from Anarrhichthys ocellatus (wolf-eel), 3511 nucleotides. RefSeq names its product KH homology domain-containing protein 4-like. The coding region runs from base 648 to 2381 and encodes 577 amino acids. Gene Ontology annotation, cellular component: nucleus. Lineage: Eukaryota; Metazoa; Chordata; Actinopteri; Perciformes; Anarhichadidae. Gene Ontology annotation, molecular function: RNA binding. The transcript is spliced from 14 exons. The record is from RefSeq and is a predicted model, not a curated record.